Molecule: messenger RNA, 1112 nt
Organism: Pseudo-nitzschia multistriata
Lineage: Eukaryota; Bacillariophyta; Bacillariophyceae; Bacillariales; Bacillariaceae
Source: the annotation of a GenBank genome assembly
UCUYAUCAAGGAUGCAAUCCUGAGGAUUGUUGAUCAUCGAGCUGUUUGAGAGUUUGUUUGUCAAUCUCCAACCGCUGAGAAAUCUUUUCCAGUAAUCGUUCCUCCCUCAACACUCUGUACUGUGCCCUCGCUCGAAGCUCCUCCGUGGAUGGUGCUUGAUUKAGGUUGGAGGUUUUGAUGGCGGAAGAUUUCGUCACUGCCGCCUCUGUGGACGACGACGAAGGUGGAAGCAUUUUUACUCCAUUGCUGUUCGACGGACCUGCGAGAACCGUUUCGACCGUCAGCAUGUUCGGCACUGGCCRUGCGCUAUAUGGAGACGGCUGGUCUCUAAUCAUGGACAAUCCCGCACCGUAUCCAAUGCAAGCCGAGAGAAUGGUCGCACUAACCAAAGCGGACAUCGCUGCUGUGCCACCAGGAAGCAACCAGCGUGGGAUGGAGGGCUUUUCACCAUCCYCUCUAACACUGUCUCUGCUGAUCUCCUGGGUAUUUGGUCUUAAUUUAUUUCCRUCUUUUGUAUGCCAUUUGUCGAACAUCAUUGGUUGGCCUAGUUCGUAGAUUCUACCCCCUACCGCUUCGAUAUAUCCUCCGGGAAAUAAAGAGACCACACGUGACGAUCCGUCCGCAAACGGRUCUCCCUCCAAACGCCCAAUCGAGUGGUAAUGAAACCAGAUCGUGCGUCGUCCUUCGCUAUUUCCAUUUCCAAUUUGACCAACUGCUCUGUUGUCUUGUUGCUCGACAUCUAUUUUCCAAUUUUCCAAGACUGGUGGAGAGUCCCCAAACACAAGCAAUGAUCUGCGUCCUCUCCUGUUUUCGCUCUUCUCCAUGAUCGCGACGGUAGCUUGCCUUUCCUGCUGUAGUUCGAGAGUUCUUUGGUAUAGAUCCUCUGGCUCUUUUCCGGAAAAGAAGGCGGAAUUCGCGGACCAGAGUUGGGUCCAAAACGUCUUCGUCUCUGUCGUGGUAGACACAGUAAAUAGGGGCAGAUUAUCCACCAACGCCCAAUCUUCUUCCAUUGUCCAAUUAGCCGUUCCCUCUUCAUCGUCUAGGUGGCCAUUGUCGUCCUUGAUCAAAGCAAGUGGUGCACACCCCGAAACGAAUAGAGUUCUUCCGUGGUU